CAAUCACAGGGCGGAGGUGUGUCCGAGCUCGCAGCGGGCCAAUGGCGUGUGUGUGUGGCAGCGUCUCCAUGGUGACUGGGCUGUUCCUGGGGAGGCUGUGAUGGGUUGACAGGUGCGUGACAGUCGGAGCUCUCUGCAGGCAUGUACGGCAAAGGCAAGAGCAACAGCAGCGUCCCGUCCGACAGCCAGGCCAGAGAGAAGUUUUCUUCUGUUUCCAGGUUAGCACUGUAUGUAUAUGAAUAUCUUCUCCAUGUAGGAGCACAGAAGUCCGCACAGACAUUUUUAUCAGAGAUAAGAUGGGAAAAAAACAUCACAUUGGGCGAACCUCCAGGAUUCUUACACUCUUGGUGGUGUGUGUUUUGGGAUCUCUAUUGUGCAGCUCCAGAAAGACGUGAAACAUGUGAACACUCAAGUGAAGCUAAAGCCUUUCAUGAUUAUAGCGCUGCAGCAGCUCCCAGUCCAGUGCUAGGAAACAUUCCCCCAGGAGAUGGCAUGCCAGUAGGUCCUGUUCCACCGGGUUUUUUUCAGCCUUUCAUGUCUCCUCGAUAUCCAGGAGGCCCAAGGCCACCUUUAAGGAUACCCAAUCAGGCACUAGGAGGUGUCCCAGGAAGUCAGCCAUUAUUACCUAGUGGGAUGGAUCCAACACGGCAGCAAGGUCAUCCAAAUAUGGGAGGACCAAUGCAGAGGAUGACUCCACCUAGGGGAAUGGUCCCACUAGGCCCGCAGAACUAUGGAGGAGCAAUGAGACCCCCACUGAAUGCUUUAGGUGGCCCUGGAAUGCCAGGAAUGAACAUGGGUCCAGGAGGUAGUAGACCUUGGCCAAACCCUACAAAUGCCAAUUCUAUACCGUACUCUUCUGCUUCACCUGGGAAUUAUGUAGGUCCACCAGGAGGUGGAGGACCACCUGGAACACCCAUCAUGCCUAGUCCGGCAGAUUCAACCAACUCUGGAGAUAACAUGUACACUUUAAUGAAUGCAGUACCUCCUGGAGCCAACAGACCUAAUUUUCCAAUGGGACCAGGGUCAGAUGGUCCAAUGGGUGGAUUAAGUGGAAUGGAUUCACAUCAUAUGAAUGGAUCACUAGGCUCAGGAGAUAUGGACAGUAUCUCCAAAAAUUCUCCAAGUAAUAUGAGUAUGAGCAAUCAGCCUGGGACUCCUCGAGAUGAUGGUGAAAUGGGGGGUAACUUUCUAAAUCCUUUUCAGAGUGAAAGUUAUUCCCCCAGCAUGACAAUGAGUGUGUGAUCCAAUACCAAGUUUCUUCGUGAAGGCUGCACUGAGUUGGCCCUCUCCAGAGAGCUACUAAAGAAGAAAAAAUAUUCAUCCCUGUGUACAGUUUAACAGAAAAGAUUUCUGCCACAUUUGGACCCACCAUUAUUUUCCAACCAUCUUCCCUGUUUUGUGAAGAAAGUGGGUCUUGAUCUGGUUUCAGCUAUAAUAUGUGGCAUAUCAGAGCUGCCCAAGACUGAACUGCAAACAAUUAUCUGUGUAUGUAUAUGUAGGGAUAGGUGUAUGUAUGUGUGUGUUACAGAGACAUAAAUAUGAGCACAUACAUAUAUAGACCUGCAGGACGUUGUAAAAUAUUAUCACAUGACAUCUUAAGUAGAAAUAAGAAAUAGGGACUUUUAUUCCAUCUUUUUUACGUUUACAUUUUAUCUUUCACAAGAACUGCUUCCUUCUUCCCAUCCGACCUGUUUUGUGCUGUGUAUAUCACUGCUUUGUAAGUUAUUUUUUAAAAACUGAUCUCAGAUACAUUCUGUUUUU
This is a messenger RNA of Ahaetulla prasina, 1761 nucleotides long. It is a transcript of the gene SSBP2, whose product is annotated as single stranded DNA binding protein 2. Gene Ontology annotation, cellular component: nucleus. Gene Ontology annotation, molecular function: single-stranded DNA binding; protein binding. Bases 142 to 1242 code for a protein of 366 amino acids. Gene Ontology annotation, biological process: positive regulation of transcription by RNA polymerase II. The transcript is spliced from 17 exons. NCBI's taxonomy places the organism in Eukaryota, Metazoa, Chordata, Lepidosauria, Squamata, Colubridae. The record is from RefSeq and is a predicted model, not a curated record.